AUGGCAACCAGGGUGAAAGGGCUAUUCAGAGGGUUCAAGCAUAUAUCAAAGAUCUUUGUUGUUAAGGAAGAUGAAAUGGAGAUCGGGCAUCCAACAGAUGUCAAACAUGUCGCACAUAUAGGCUGGGAUAGAGACUCUGUCCAUUCUCCAAGUUGGAUGAAAAGGUUCGAUUCCCCAUCGGAUUUCUCUUCUCCCAGCAAUGUUGGGCAAUCUAGGAGAUCAUCUUUGGCUUCUCGAGGAUUGGAUCGACCGAGAAGCAUUCAAACAUCGUUUCGAUCAACUUGUAGCUCUGAAACCGACGACAAUUCUACGACUCCAAAGAAGAUGAAGAGGAGAAGACACAGAGCUGCAUCCUCCUCUUCUUCAUUAACACAUGCACAUUCGAAAAGGUCUUCAAGACUGAGAGCUCCAUACGUAGCUUCAUUGGGAGAUGAUCAUGAAGCACAAGACCAGCUUCGUGGAGUUUAA
Zingiber officinale is the source of this 468-nucleotide messenger RNA. RefSeq names its product CRIB domain-containing protein RIC10-like. The record is from RefSeq and is a predicted model, not a curated record. The coding region runs from base 1 to 468 and encodes 155 amino acids. The transcript is spliced from 4 exons. NCBI's taxonomy places the organism in Eukaryota, Viridiplantae, Streptophyta, Magnoliopsida, Zingiberales, Zingiberaceae.